CUGACAGUGGCGUAUGGCGUGUGCAGGUUUCCCAAGCCGGUGCUAGCUAAGCAGUAUAAAGUCUAAGCAGUAUCUUCAUUAGGUUCAGCUGAAAUGUAUGUGAUUUUUAAGGAGUUGCCGAGGGACAGAUAAAACCGGCCAGAGAGGCGCAGUAUACUAACAGGCUUCUAGAACAGAGGAGACCUGCAGCCAUGGCAGGCAAGGGUCGUGGAGUGGGUGCUUUUACCUUCAAUAUUGACGCUCUGGGCAUCGGCAGGGGCAACAUGCCAGAAGCCAGGGUGGGGCCCAGUCCUCUGUUUCCAAGCACGGAUUUUAAACCAGUUCCACUGAAAGCUGGCGAGGAUGAGGACUACAUGCUGGCCUUAAAACAAGAGAUGAGGGGAACAAUGCAACGGCUGCCAUACAACAUCAAACCUCAAUCCAAUAAAGCAGAAGUGGAGAGAUACACCGAGAGAUACCUGAAGCAAAGCCAGAUUGAUGACAAUGAAUGGACUCCAGACUGGAACCUUUUUCCAAAAGAACUGAUGCCCAGAAGAAAACGACCUCGAGCUAAAACGGGCACAAAGAAAAGUGCAAAGAUAUCACGCAAGGACGCAGAGAACAUUCUGACCAAAUUAGAUGAACUGACAAACAAAGAUGACCCUGAAAAAUCAGAUGAGGAGACUGAAAAGAAGCCAGGAAAUGAGGAUGAAGAAGAGGAAAUUGAAGAGGAAGAAUAUGAAGAGGAUAUUGAAGAGGAAAACGACUACAUAGAAAGCUACUUCGACAACGGUGAAGAUUUCGCUGCGGACAGUGACGAUAAUAUGGAUGGCGAAGCAACAUACUGAGCAUCUCUCAAGCAAGGACG
Pelmatolapia mariae (spotted tilapia) is the source of this 847-nucleotide messenger RNA. It is a transcript of the gene polr3g, whose product is annotated as polymerase (RNA) III (DNA directed) polypeptide G. The coding region runs from base 192 to 827 and encodes 211 amino acids. The record is from RefSeq and is a predicted model, not a curated record. The transcript is spliced from 9 exons. Gene Ontology annotation, biological process: transcription by RNA polymerase III. Gene Ontology annotation, cellular component: RNA polymerase III complex. NCBI's taxonomy places the organism in Eukaryota, Metazoa, Chordata, Actinopteri, Cichliformes, Cichlidae.